GGGUCUUGGAGGGUGGGACACGUGGCAGUAGGGUCCACAAGAACUCGAAUCUACAGCGAUUUUCAUCUGACGGUCUACGGUGAAGCACCAGAAGAAUGGCGGAGCACCUGGGUCUUCUUUCUGACUUCACUCCCUUCCCGCCUUUAUUCAGUUGUCCGAAGGAACACUUUCCGAACAACCUUGGAGAAUCCUAAUCGUUUUCUGAGGCGAAGAGAUGUGUGGGAGAGCUCGUUGUACUCUGAGAAACGACGACUUCCUUAGGGCUUGUUAUCGCGACAAUGGUCCUGUUCGUUCCGUCAAUAUGGACCGGUAUAGGCCAUCAUAUAAUGUGUCUCCGGGAUUUAACGUGCCAGUUGUUCGUAGAGAAGAUGCAUCUGAUAGCGAAGGUUGUGUUCUUCAUUGCAUGAAGUGGGGGUUAGUUCCCAGUUUCACCAAGAAAACAGAGAAACCUGAUCACUACAAGAUGUUUAAUGCUCGGUCUGAAUCUGUUGGCGAAAAGGCUUCAUUUCGCCGCCUUCUUCCGAAAUGCAGGUGCCUUGUGGUUGUAGAAGGAUUUUAUGAGUGGAAAAAGGAUGGAUCAGGAAAACAGCCUUACUACAUUCACUUCAAAGAUGGACGCCCUCUUGUCUUUGCUGCUCUUUAUGAUUCUUGGCAAAAUUCUGAAGGUGAGAUGCUUUAUACAUUCACAAUUCUCACGACCUCUUCAUCUUCAUCCCUGCAGUGGUUGCAUGAUAGGAUGCCUGUUAUUUUAGGUGACAAGGGUUCUACUGAUACGUGGCUAAACAAUUCUUCCAAUUACAAGACAGUGCUCAAGCCAUAUGAGGAAUCUGAUUUGGCGUGGUAUCCAGUCACCCCUGCAAUGGGCAAGCCAUCUUUUGAUGGGCCUGAGUGCAUAAAAGAGAUUCAACUCAAGACAGAAAGGAAUGCUUCAAUUUCUAAGUUCUUCACAAAAAAAGGAGCUGAAAGGAAAGACUCAAAGCCAGAGCAGAGAGUAUCAAGUCAUGAACAUGUCAAAAUUGAAAAUCUGCCGAAAGCGACGAAGGAGGAACCUGAAACUGAGGAGGGAGAUGAUGAGAAAAAGACCAGAGAAUGUAACUAUGAUAAAGAUGAUGCGGCAAAGCAUCAAAUCAAGCGUGAUUAUGAGGCUUUUAAAGAAGAUUCAAAGCCAGCUUUUCAUGAAAGCGCAAGUCCAGUGAAGAAAAAUGCAAAAGUGAAGAGUUCUGCGGAUGAUAAACAAUCAUCCUUGUUUUCAUACUUCGGGAAAUGCUAAUCUAGUUUGCUGUUGUGGUAAGACUUAGAUUUCUAUGUUUGUUCUACUAAUGAUGUAAACCAUGAAGUGACGUUUUCUUUAGGUUGGCGUAGGCACAUUAAGUAACGCUUCAUGCUAUCUAUCAUGUUCCCUAAUCUCACUGUGGAGCUUCUUAACCUGUGGAUAACAUUCGAGAUCUGACAGAACUGUUUCUUUUCCCCACUCUUUUGUUGGCUCAACGAAUUUUCUAAGUUGUUAUCUCCUAUUGUAUAAUUU
Molecule: messenger RNA, 1525 nt
Organism: Prosopis cineraria
Lineage: Eukaryota; Viridiplantae; Streptophyta; Magnoliopsida; Fabales; Fabaceae
Exons: 8
Coding region: 215-1270 (351 amino acids)
Biological process (GO): DNA damage response
Molecular function (GO): single-stranded DNA binding
Source: RefSeq, a predicted model, not a curated record